CUAUUUUAAAACUCUAGCUUUAUCUGAACUACAAUGUGUUGUUGCCGCAAGUUUACUUAUUGUAUAGGCAACAUGCUGUAUAUAUGUGAGAGGUUGGUAUCAUGUUGCGCUGCGACGUCGGUGGUUACGUGCAUAGUCACCACAUUGCUUAUAAUGCUGGCCCUUGGCAUCGGACUCGGCUAUAACUACUGCUACGUUGAUAUGGAGACCGGCAGAUAUAAAGAGGAUACUCUGUUUGCAACAUUGAAGCCUAUCGACAUUCACGCAACGACGAGCAAGUCCGAUUUGAUUGUGAUACAUCCAACGCCCGAGGGCACUACACAACUAUCGGUGGAUAUCGCACCAACGAUGGUCGUCUCGUUAUUCGGUGGGGUCGACUUCUCUGUGCUCAUACAAAAGUUGAAGAAAAAAAGACAAAAUUGCACGCUGCAUUUGAUAGUUUAAUUUGCAAUCUUAAAUAUUUUGAAGGUGUUCUUGGACGUGCGCAAAAUAUCACUUAUAAAGGUCAAUACUUUGAUAGGUGAUAUUUGUAAUGCGUAUUUACUUUUCCGGCCGAGUAACGGAGUACGCUUGUAGCCGAAACUGAUUUAUAGAAAUGUAAAACUCAGGACGGUUCUUGUUGGGGUUCAUCUAGUUGACCUGCUACGUACGUACGACGUACUUGGUCUUAGGUUAUAAUUAUUACUCAAAUAGUAUAAGGUCAAACGACAAUAUAUUUACCUUUAU
Molecule: messenger RNA, 726 nt
Organism: Pararge aegeria (speckled wood butterfly)
Lineage: Eukaryota; Metazoa; Arthropoda; Insecta; Lepidoptera; Nymphalidae
Exons: 3
Coding region: 34-444 (136 amino acids)
Source: RefSeq, a predicted model, not a curated record